AUGGCUGAGGAAAAAUUCUUGUUUGAACCACCCAGUGAUGAAGAAAUCGAACUUGAAAGUGAUAGCGAAAGCCAAUCUGAUGAAGUAGAUGAAGAAGAAGCAGAAGAAGCUCAGUCGGAAGACGAAAAAAUUCGACCAAACAAGAAAUCGCAGUCGCCAUGGGAUUUCUCUUCCUACUCUGAAUCAGUAGCUGAUGAACACUUCAGGCGCAGCACCACCUCCAUUGACGAAAAAAUUUCCAAUGCCCGCCUGCGCCACCCUAUCCCAACCACCAAUACCGACUCUGAAGAAUAUUCUGAUUCGGAAUCGGAACCCCACCAUCAAGAGUACAGGCCGGACGAGGAGGAGGAAGAGGAUGGCGAUCCGACAACAAGUGGGAACGACUCUAAGUCAUUCUUUUCGCCGGUGGAAGGCGUGUCAUUCCAUGCAAAUUCGUUUUUGGAGCUGCAUCUUUCCAGGCCGUUGCUUCGGGCAUGUGAAGCUUUGGGCUAUAGUAAGCCCACCCCAAUCCAGGCUGCUUGUAUUCCAUUGGCCUUAACUGGGCGUGAUAUAUGUGGGAGUGCUAUUACUGGUUCUGGAAAGACUGCUGCUUUUGCUCUACCAACAUUGGAAAGAUUAUUAUAUCGUCCAAAGAAUAGGCCUGCUAUUAGGGUUCUAAUUCUUACACCAACAAGGGAGUUGGCUGUCCAGGUUCAUAGCAUGAUUAUGAAACUUGCCCAAUUUAUGACUGAGAUCAGAUGUUGUUUGGUUGUUGGUGGUCUUUCAACAAAGGUUCAAGAGGCAGCCUUGAGAUCGAUGCCAGAUAUAGUUGUAGCAACUCCAGGACGUAUGAUAGAUCAUUUACGCAAUUCUUUGUCAGUACAUCUGGAUGAGCUUGCCGUUUUGAUACUUGAUGAAGCUGAUCGGCUUUUAGAGCUUGGAUUUAGUGCUGAAAUUCAUGAAUUGGUUAAGUUGUGUCCGAGACGAAGGCAGACUAUGCUGUUUUCUGCAACUAUGACUAACGAAGUUACUGAGCUUGUAAAGCUAUCUUUGAACAAACCCUUGCGUCUCUCAGCUGAUCCAUCUGCAAAACGACCAGCAACUUUGACUGAGGAGGUUGUUCGUAUAAGACGAAUGCGUGAAGGAAAUGAUGAAGCAGUUCUUCUUGCAUUAUGCUUCAAAACCUUUACAUCCAAAGUUAUUAUUUUCAGUGGAACGAAACAGGCAGCACAUAGGUUGAAAAUUAUAUUUGGUCUAGCUGGUUUAAAAGCAGCCGAACUUCAUGGAAAUCUAACCCAGGCCCAGCGUCUAGAUGCCUUGGAACUUUUCAGGAAGCAGGAAGUAGAUUUUCUGAUUGCAACAGAUGUUGCUGCUCGUGGCCUUGAUAUAAUUGGGGUUCAAACAGUUAUAAAUUUUGCAUGUCCUCGUGACCUUACUAGUUAUGUUCAUCGUGUGGGUCGUACAGCCAGAGCUGGCAGAGAAGGAUAUGCUGUUACCUUUGUUACCGAUAAUGAUCGGUCUCUUCUUAAAGCUAUUGUUAAAAAAGUUGGUUCAAAGCUGAGGAGCAGAAUUGUUGCAGAGCAAUCAAUAAAGAAGUGGUCUGAAAUAAUUGAGCAAAUGGAGGAUCAAGUGGCUUCAGUUCUUCAAGAAGAAAAGGAAGAGAUGGCUCUAAGAAAAGCUGAGAUGGAGGCAACCAAGGCAGAAAACAUGAUCGAUCACAGAAAUGAAAUUUACUCACGACCUAAAAGAACUUGGUUUGCCACAGAAAAGGAGAAAAAGCUUGUAGCAAAGGCAGCGAAGGAAUCUCAGGAAAAAAGAAAUGGUUCUGGAAGUGAAGUGGUUAGUGCAGAACAAGCGGAAGAUUUGAAGAUGAAGGAAAAGAGAAAGCGACAGCAUGAGAAAAAUUUGCCUAGGAAGCAAAGAAGGAAAUUGGAAGCUGCUAGAGAGAUGCUAGAAGAGGAAAAUGAAGGAGAGAAGAAAAAUAAAAAAGAAAGAAAUGGAAUUUCCCUUGUUGAUGUGGCUUACCGUCGGGCUAAAGCAGUGAAGGCUGCAAAGAGGGCUGUGGAUGCUGGCAAGAUUGUCAAAAAGGCAGUUAAGAAAUCCAAGAAUCCUUCCCAAACGAAUAAAUCAAGACCGGAAGAGAUGCGGGAACUAUUUCAAGAUGACAUGAGUGCUAAAAAGCAGAAAAAUGUUCAGCGUGGAGGUGGGAAGAAGAAGUCCUCAUUCAAGAGCAAGUCACGGUACAAGCGCAAGUAG
Molecule: messenger RNA, 2235 nt
Organism: Fraxinus pennsylvanica
Lineage: Eukaryota; Viridiplantae; Streptophyta; Magnoliopsida; Lamiales; Oleaceae
Source: the annotation of a GenBank genome assembly